AAUUUCAACGGGGUUACACCGACUGUGGUCGGCCCCCAGCAGGCUCUGGUUAUGGAACAAGAAGUGAAUACCCUUUUAAGGAAGGAGGCCAUCGAGGUGGUCCCUCCUCUAGACAGGGAAUCCGGGUUUUACAGCCGGUAUUUCAUAGUUCCAAAGAAGGAUGGGGGGUUGCGUCCGAUCUUAGACUUACGUCUCCUGAACCGCUCAGUUAUGUCACUGAAGUUCAAAAUGCUCACUGUCAACCAGGUUGUAGCUCAAAUCAGAUCCGAGGACUGGUUUGUCACAAUAGAUCUCAAAGACGCAUACUUCCACAUAUCCAUCCUUCCACAACACAGGAAGUUUCUGAGGUUCGCUUUCGGGGGAAAAGCUUAUCAAUAUCGAGUACUUCCCUUUGGCCUCGCACUCUCACCCCGCACGUUCACGAAAUGUAUGGAUGCGGCUCUGGUAUCCCUCCGUAUGCAGGGCAUCCGCAUUUUAAAUUAUAUAGACGAUUGGUUAGGGCUGAUGGCAGCAGCGUCCAACGUGAUACCUUUUGGCCUGCUGCACAUGAGACCCCUACAGUGGUGGCUCAAGUCCAAGGGCUUUUCCCCGAGGGGAAAUCCACUUCGAGUUAUCAAGGUCACGCGGCGGUGCCUUCGUGCCUUAGACAUGUGGAAGAAACCUUGGUUCUUGAAUCAGGGCCCGGUGCUGGGAGUUCCUUGUCGCCGUGUAACGCUAGCGACAGAUGCGUCCCUCACCGGUUGGGGUGCGGUCAUAAGUGGCCACCCUGCCCGCGGUCUGUCGAGUGGUCGCCAUCCGACAUGGCACAUCAAUUGCCUAGAGAUACUAGCAGUCUAUCGAGCAUUGAAAUAUUUCCUCCCAGACCUGAGAGGUCACCAUGUGUUGGUGCGCACCGACAACACAUCAGUGGUCUCUUAUAUCAAUCACCAGGGGGGUCUGCGUUCGCGCCCCUUGUACAAGCUGGCACACCAGAUCCUUCUGUGGUCCCAGGGCAAACUCCUCUCGAUCAGAGCAGUGUAUAUUCCUGGGAGAUUGAAUGUGGGAGCAGACAUACUGUCGAGACAGGGGCCGAGGCCCGGGGAAUGGAUGCUUCACCCCGAGGUGGUGAAGCAGAUAUGGAGAGUAUUUGGCACAGCCCAGGUGGACCUCUUUGCGACUCAGGAGACAUUGCAAUGUCCCCUCUGGUUCUCUCUAGUUCAUACAGCUCCUCUGGGACUGGACGCUAUGGUACAGACCUGGCCGAGGCUUUGUCUGUACGCUUUUCCCCCUAUCGCUCUGCUCCCGGGAGUUCUGGCGAGAGUACGCCGGGACGGGGCCCGUCUACUACUAGUAGCCCCGUUCUGGCCGGGCCGAGUAUGGUUCUCAGAUCUAGUCUCGCUCCUCGACGGCUCUCCGUGGGAGAUACCGAUCAGGACAGACCUACUCUCACAGGCGCAGGGCACGAUAAUUCACCCUCGC
Carassius carassius (crucian carp) is the source of this 1458-nucleotide messenger RNA. RefSeq lists its product as uncharacterized. Gene Ontology annotation, molecular function: nucleic acid binding; RNA-DNA hybrid ribonuclease activity. The record is from RefSeq and is a predicted model, not a curated record. The annotation marks the transcript as partial. Lineage: Eukaryota; Metazoa; Chordata; Actinopteri; Cypriniformes; Cyprinidae. The transcript has 2 exons.